CGGCAAACCCAGACAUGAUCCCCCAGUGCCGCCGGGCACCCAUGGCCCAUCUGGGCCCUUCCUGGGCCCCAGUCCUGUUGCUGACACUCGGGCUGCACAGCCUCCAAGCCAGAGUACCCAGUGACAUAAACCCUGACUUUGGGGAGAGGUACUUUGAGCAGCUUCUGGACCAUUUCAACUUUGAAAGGUUCGGCAACAAGACCUUCCCCCAGCGGUUCCUGGUGUCAGACAAGUUCUGGGACAGGGCCGAGGGACCCAUCUUCUUCUACACCGGGAACGAGGGGGAUGUGUGGUCCUUUGCCAACCACUCGGGCUUCAUCGUGGAGCUGGCGGCCCAAGAGGCAGCUCUGCUGGUCUUUGCAGAACAUCGGUACUAUGGGAAGUCACUCCCCUUCGGCAAGCGGUCAACACAGCGUGGCUACAUGGAGCUGCUGACGGUGGAGCAGGCCCUGGCCGACUUUGCUGUGCUUCUUCAGGCACUACAGAGGGACCUGGGGGCUCAGGAUGCCCCCACCAUCGCCUUUGGUGGGAGUUAUGGGGGGAUGCUCAGCGCCUACCUGAGGAUGAAGUACCCCCACCUGGUGGUGGGGGCGCUGGCAGCCAGUGCACCUGUCAUAGCUGCAGCAGGUCUUGGAGACCCUGACCAAUUCUUCCGGGAUGUCACCGCGGCCUUUGAGAGCCAGAGUCCCAAAUGUGCCCAGGGUGUGCGGGACGCCUUCCAGCAGAUCAGAGACCUGUUCCUGCAGGGAGACUAUGACACAGUCAGCCGGGAAUUCAGCACCUGCCAGCCGCUCUCAGGCCCCAAGGACCAGACCCAGCUCUUCGUGUUUACCCGGAAUGCCUUCACUGUGCUGGCCAUGAUGAACUACCCAUACGCUACCGACUUCAUGGGGCACCUUCCUGCCAACCCUGUCAAGGUGGGCUGCAAUCUGCUGCUGAGUGAGGCCCAGAGAAUCACAGGGCUGCGGGCCCUGGCAGGACUGGUCUACAAUGCCUCAGGCACAGAGCCCUGCUAUGACAUCUAUCAACUGUACCACAGCUGUGCUGACCCCACGGGCUGUGGCUCUGGCCCUGAUGCCAAGGCCUGGGACUACCAGGCCUGCACUGAGAUCAGCCUGACCUUUGCCAGCAACAAUGUGACUGACAUGUUCCCUGUCCUCCCAUUCACUGAGGCUCAGCGCCAGCAGUACUGCCAAGAAGCAUGGGGCGUGUGGCCACGACCAGACUGGCUACACACCAACUUCUGGGGGGGCGACCUCAAAGCUACCAGCAACAUCAUCUUCUCCAACGGUGACCUGGACCCCUGGGCAGGUGGCGGGAUUCAGCAGAACCUGAGCGCCUCAGUUGUCGCCAUCACCAUCCCUGGGGGAGCACAUCACCUGGACCUCAGAGCAUCCCACCCGGAAGAUCCCCACUCCGUUGUGGAGGCCCGAAGGCUGGAGGCUGCUCUCAUUGGCAAGUGGGUGAAGGCUGCCAGGCACAAGCAGUGGCUGGCCCUGCGUUGGGGACCCAGAGGCUAAGACCAGAGGAUGCCAAGGGGCGUCUCAAGGUUCCUGGUGGAGUGAGACACCAGCCGCCUGUGCUGUGUCUGGCUGAUGCACCUGGAUCUUGAGGCCUGGCCCACAGUGGCUGCCCAGUGUGGGGGCUUUACUAGGAGGGGCUGGUGGAAAGUGAAGGGGCUGAAUAAAUGUCUGGCUGCCUGGUCUGAA
This is a messenger RNA of Otolemur garnettii (small-eared galago), 1709 nucleotides long. It is a transcript of the gene DPP7, whose product is annotated as dipeptidyl peptidase 7. Gene Ontology annotation, biological process: proteolysis. Gene Ontology annotation, cellular component: vesicle. Lineage: Eukaryota; Metazoa; Chordata; Mammalia; Primates; Galagidae. The coding region runs from base 15 to 1520 and encodes 501 amino acids. The transcript has 13 exons. The record is from RefSeq and is a predicted model, not a curated record. Gene Ontology annotation, molecular function: serine-type exopeptidase activity; dipeptidyl-peptidase activity.